Messenger RNA from Choloepus didactylus (southern two-toed sloth), 240 nucleotides. RefSeq names its product defensin beta 105B (gene DEFB105B). The coding region runs from base 1 to 240 and encodes 79 amino acids. The record is from RefSeq and is a predicted model, not a curated record. Gene Ontology annotation, cellular component: extracellular region. Gene Ontology annotation, biological process: innate immune response. NCBI's taxonomy places the organism in Eukaryota, Metazoa, Chordata, Mammalia, Pilosa, Megalonychidae. The transcript is spliced from 3 exons.
AUGGCCCCAGGCAUGAAGAUAUUUUAUUUUAUCUUUGCUUUUUUCUUCAUUUUGAAUCAACUUCCAUCAGGUUGCAAGGCAGGAUUUGAUUAUUCCCAGCCAUUACCAGGAGGUGAGUCAGCUGUCUGUGAGCCAUGCAAACUCGGUCGGGGCAAAUGCAGGAGGAUAUGCUUGGAGAAUGAGAAGACUGUUGGAAAUUGCAAGGGCAACUUUUACUGUUGCCGACGGAAGGUCAUAUAA